AAAGAUCAUGUCCUCUCUGCACUCUAUCCGAUCCUCUCAUGUCCUAGGUCCUUCUCAUCCUCUUCCAUCACUCCCGCCGCUAUAUAUAUCGGGACACUGUCCUGAUUCUCUCCCUUGUAGGAGAAACGGGCCCCAUUAUUCUCUUUCCGCUCCCUCCCGACUUGUCGUGUGCGCCUUCACGCCGCAGCCAUGGCAGUCCUCGAGCAGUAUAGCUGGAUCAUCGGGCUCAUCACCAUUGCCCUCUGCGCCAGCUCCUUUGGCAAUGGCGCCAACGAUGUGGCCAACGCCUACGCCAACUCGGUGGCGGCUCAGACCAUGACCAUGCCCCAGGUCGGUAUCCUAGCCAUGUUCACCGAGUUCUUCGGCGCCGUCGCCCUAGGCAGUCGAGUCACGGGCACCAUCAAGAACAACGUUAUCGACCUGGGCCGCUUCCAAGCCAGUCCGUCGGUCCUGAUCCUGGCCAUGGGCUGCGUCGAGAUGGCAAGCGCAAGCUUCCUGCUUGUCGCCACCAAGCUUGGUUUCCCCGUGUCCACCACACAGACCGUCAUCGGCGCCCUCGUUGGCGCCGGCAUCGCUGCCAACUCCCAGAUCUCGUGGGGCUGGAAAAAGGGUAGCGUUUCCCAGAUUGCAGCCUCGUGGGUUGUAGCACCCUGCACCGCCGCUGCGAUUUCGGCCGCGCUCUUCGGCACCCUCAAAUUUGCCGUCCUCGAGCGCAAGAACUCUUUCGAGAAGGCCAUGCGUGCCAUCCCUUUCUACCUCGCUUUUACCGCCUCUAUGCUGGCCCUCUUCAUCACGGUCGAGGCCCCUGGAGCACCCAGUCUCGAAGAUCUCGGCGCUGUGACUGCCGUCGGUAUCGUCCUUGGAGUCUUUGUUGGUGUGCUGGCUCUAUCCUACAUAUUUUUUGUCCCCUACGCCCACCGCCGGCUCGUCAUGGAGGACCCCCGCAUCCGCGCGCGGCACAUGAUUCUCGGCCCUCUGCUUCGCAAGGAGAACCCGCCCAUCUUCUGGCCCGCCAAAGGUGACGAGAUUGUUGUCGACCACUAUGCCACCGCCGAGCCUACGGCCGACAACACCGCCAGCGCCAAGAUCCAGCCGAGCGGCGCAGACCUGGAGAAGGCCAACCCCGCCGGCACCGACAACAGCAGCAGCAACGGUGCGGAUGAUCUGGAGAGGGGCCAGCAGCAGCAGGCCGACACGGCCCGAGUGCAGCGGUACAAGCGCAAGCCCGAGCCCGAGGAGAGAUUCCUGGGCCCGACCGCACACCUUCCCAUGUACAAGCCGCAGCGACUGUGGUCGUAUGCAACGUACUGGUUCCUGCAGGGCGUGACGCGCGACUGCGUGACGCACGCCGCGUCGGAGCUCGAAGCCGUCCACGGCCGCGCGCACCGGUAUGACAACCGCGUCGAGCACCUCUGGACAUACGCGCAGAUCCCGUCGGCCAUGAUGAUGUCCAUCGCCCACGGGUCCAACGACGUGGCAAACGCCGUUGGCCCCUGGGUCGCCGCCUACCAGACGUACCAGACCGGCCUCGUGUCGGAGGACACCGACACCCCCAUCUGGAUCCUCAUCGUCGCCGGCUUCCUUCUCGGCUUCGGCUUCUGGUGCAUGGGCCACCACAUCGUCUCCGCCAUGGGCAACCGCCUGACCCAGCUCAGCCCGACCCGCGGCUUCUCCAUGGAGCUCGGCGCCGCCAUCACGGUGCUCAUGGCCAGCCGCCUGGCCUUGCCCAUCAGCACGACCCAGACGCUGAUGGGGGCCGUGUGCGGAGUGGGCCUGAUGAACAUGGACGCCGGCGCCGUCAACUGGCGCCAGAUCGGCAAGAUCGCCCUGGGAUGGAUCCUUACCUUGCCCUACGCCGGCCUCCUGUCGGGCUUGAUGUUUGCUAUGGCCCUCAACACCCCGCACUUUACCUAGGGCUUGCAGAGCGGCGGGUGGAGGGGCCUUAUUGAUGUCGCUCUGACGGGGAAUCGAAGGCGUAUGUUUUGGAGAGGUUUUUUGCAAGCAUUUCAAAUGACAGCCGGAGUAAAAGGAGUUUGGGAUUGGGCAGCUUAUUGAGAAUAUGUAUUAUCAUGAUGGGGUAUAUAUUGAAGCCGACGGCAGAAUCGGCUUGGCAACUUGUUUGUUCAAUGCAUUGGAUGGCUGAUCAUGGAAGGCCAGCAUAUACAACCUUCAUCCGGAAUACCGUCCGGUUUCCCCUUGCCGAGGAGAGAAAGGAGGACUAGCUCCGAAGUCGGGCGG
Messenger RNA from Gaeumannomyces tritici R3-111a-1, 2238 nucleotides. Its product is annotated as phosphate transporter. The transcript has a single exon. Bases 190 to 1914 code for a protein of 574 amino acids. Gene Ontology annotation, cellular component: membrane. Gene Ontology annotation, biological process: phosphate ion transmembrane transport. The record is from RefSeq and is a predicted model, not a curated record. Lineage: Eukaryota; Fungi; Ascomycota; Sordariomycetes; Magnaporthales; Magnaporthaceae.